Camellia sinensis is the source of this 1962-nucleotide messenger RNA. RefSeq names its product blue-light photoreceptor PHR2. Gene Ontology annotation, biological process: photoreactive repair. The record is from RefSeq and is a predicted model, not a curated record. NCBI's taxonomy places the organism in Eukaryota, Viridiplantae, Streptophyta, Magnoliopsida, Ericales, Theaceae. Gene Ontology annotation, molecular function: FAD binding; DNA binding; deoxyribodipyrimidine photo-lyase activity.
CCAAAACUUGAAAUUCCGAAAAUGAUGUCCAUAACCUCCCUCUGUGAAAGCCAUGGAGUUUGAAGGUUAGUCCCAAAAAAAUUAGGUACGGUCGUGGGAAGAACGAGAAAGAAAGUUGAACCCCCGCCAUCAAACUUAUUACACAUUCAUUUCUCACCAAACCCACAAAAACCAGAAAUUGAAGAGAGUGAAGAUUGAAAGAAAGAGCUUCAAUCCCCAAAACCCAUCAUCUUCUUCCUCAAGAAACUACUGAAAAUGGAUUCCAAGAACCAAACCCUAGAAGACCCAGAAUCCCAAACACCAUUAGAGGACCAAAACCAGCUUGUUCCCACUGUACCCUUUGCUUCAAUCUCUGUUUCUCUCUCUACAAUCCUCCCUACCCACUUCCUCCUUCCUCCCAAAAUCUCUCCUUUUCUUGCCACUCAUCCCAACAAGGUUAAAAUCCCCUCUCAAAUCUCGUCUCUCUCUCACCUCUCUAUCUCCUCUUCUCUCUCCCCUCCAAAACCAUUCUUCAAAUCCACCAUCUCCUCAAACCCUCUCCAAAACCCUCUUUCUCUAAACCCUCGCCGCCCUUCCGAUCCUUCCAACGCCGCCGGAAUUCGCCGAGCCUCCGUCGUUUGGUUCCGAAACGAUCUUCGAGUUCACGACAAUGAGUGCCUCAAUUCAGCCAACAAUGAGUCCAUGUCUGUCCUUCCCGUUUACUGCUUCGACCCCAGAGAUUAUGGGAAAUCAUCAUCUGGGUUCGAUAAAACUGGGCCUUACCGCGCCUCGUUCUUGAUUGAAUCGGUUUCAGACCUUAGGAAGAACCUUCAGGCAAGAGGGUCUGAUCUUGUGGUGAGAAUUGGGAAGCCUGAGAUGGUUUUAGUGGAAUUGGCGAAGGCGAUUGGGGCCGAGGCAGUGUAUGUAAACAGAGAAGUUUCGAAUGAGGAGGUUAAGGCGGAGGAGAAGAUUGAGGCGGCAAUGAGGGAUGAAGGGGUAGAAGUGAAGUACUUCUGGGGAAGUACUUUGUUUCAUGUUGAUGAUUUGCCAUUUAAAUUGGACGAAAUGCCGACGAAUUAUGGUGGGUUUAGGGAGAAAGUUCAGGGAUUGGAAAUUAGGAAGACGAUGGCAGCGUUGGAUCAAUUGAAGGGGUUACCGUCUGGGGGAGACGUGGAAGCGGGGGAGAUUCCAUCUUUGGUUGAAUUGGGUCUCAACCCAAAUGCAACAUUGGGUCAGGACGGAAAACUGUCAGCCAAUGCUUCUAUGGUGGGAGGAGAAACUGAAGCACUUCAGAGGCUUACAAAAUUUGCUGCUGAUUGCCAAGCACAACCAAAUGAGGGAACCAAGAAUGGCAAUGACAACAGCAUAUAUGGUGCAAACUUUUCCUGCAAAAUCUCGCCAUGGCUUGCCAUGGGAUGCCUCUCUCCCCGAUCAAUGUUUGAUGAACUGAAGAAAUCUGUUUCCAGGACAAUUUCUGCUGCCUCGAACCGGAAAGGUGGUGGUAGUGGUUCAUCUGAUACUGGAACAAACUGGUUGAUGUAUGAGUUGUUAUGGAGGGAUUUCUUCAGAUUCAUCACCAAGAAAUACAGUUCUGCUCGGCAACACAAUGCUACCCCAAUCGCAGCUUGUACAGGCGCCAAUGCUUAAGGAGAAGCAUAUAUUAGUGCCUGCUUAAGGAGGAGGAUUAGUGGUGAAAGGGAAAAUCUAUUCUGGGAGGGAGUUUCUCUCAGUCAUUAAUCACAAUCCAUCCUGUAGCUGUCAAAGUGUUUGGAUUAGGGUUCUUUUAAAAGUGAGUUUUUUCCUUCUUGGACUAGUGUUAUCACUCUCAAAAUAACUAAAUAUGGAAGCUUCUUGAGAUUGUCAGUCAAAUCCUUUGGAUGUUACGUGCCUCCUUGUGAAUAACAGGUCCGUUUGAUUCUGCUUUUAUUACUUUGUUAAUGGCUGGUUGCUCCUAAUGUGUCAAUCGCAGAGGCUUUGAAGAUA